AUGCAGGGUGAUUGGCAGACGUUCAUUGACAUCCUCGCUUGGGGCCAUAACGCCCGCCCUACUGCAAACUCCCCUUCCUCUAUCGGCUUCGGGGAUACAGGGCGGAUGACCUGGGGCCCAAAUGCCGUCGAAGCGGUCGAUAACGAGACCCGGAUCCUUGGCCGCCUGAUGGCGGAGGCAAUCGCGGCGCACGCUCUCGAGAACGGAUUUAAAUUAUCGUCCCACAAGACCGAGGGUCGGGCGAAGCGGGUCCCGUACUCCCAGCGAAUUGACCAGAAACGCGCCCUUCGCAUCCAGUCCCCCCCAGCUGUUACGGGUCGCGGCAGCUGCCACUGGGGUUCCCCUCCUACACUCGCGGAUACCCUCGUGCGGUUGGAGCCCGGAGAUGCUCUCUUCCCCGUGAUUCAAGCCGGAAUCCGGUCCUUUUUUAUGGGUGUGGCGCUGGGAGGCGCUUCGGGAAUCUCUAUGUAG
Penicillium chermesinum is the source of this 471-nucleotide messenger RNA. RefSeq lists its product as uncharacterized. The coding region runs from base 1 to 471 and encodes 156 amino acids. Lineage: Eukaryota; Fungi; Ascomycota; Eurotiomycetes; Eurotiales; Aspergillaceae. The record is from RefSeq and is a predicted model, not a curated record. The transcript is spliced from 2 exons.